GAAGUGACCCGGUUCAGAUCUCCAGCUGUGUAUAACAGUCUCCGUGAGGAGAGGAAUUUUCUGGGAAGAUUAAGUGUUUAUUAUGGCUCAAAGAUGCAUUUUAUCCCUCUCCCGGUGUUUGCAAUUGAGUAGAGUGGCCGCCCCAUCGUCGCCCCCGCACGGAGUGUUCAAAUCAAGCAGUUUCGCCAGAAAUAUCAGCCUACAGACGUGCAACUAUGCUGCCGAAGUAAACAAGCCAAGUCAGGAUGCGCAGGCUGGACCACAGCUCCUCACGAAGCUCUUCCCACACACGGCGGUGCCGGAGAAGAGCCAGGAAGAGUUGGAGCGCGAGCGGAAGGAGCAGGAGGAGAAGAGCAAAAAGGAGAAGGAGAAGUCCUGGAAGCACAUGAAGAUUGGAUUUAUGGUGUUCGGCGCCUCGGCGGGCAUCAUGGGCGCCUGGGCGAUCUACGAUCUCGGCUCGCCGGAGAGAGACGCCGCGGGGAAGGUCAUCGAGGAUGAGUUCAGCAAAAUGCCAGUAGUUCAGCAGUACUUCAAACGAAUGUGGAAAUCCAUGACGUACUACCAGAAGAUGAUCCAGGAGCCGUCACGCGAGAAACUCCUGCCAGACCCCGUGAAGCCGCCAUACAUCCAGCCGCCGUACACGCUGGUGCUGGAGAUGAAGGACGUCCUGGUGCAUCCGGACUGGACUUACCAAACUGGCUGGCGCUUCAAGAAGCGCCCCGGCGUCGACAACUUCCUGGAACAGCUGGCGCGGCACUUUGAGAUUGUCGUGUACACAGCGGAUCAGGGCAUGACUGUCUUCCCCAUCCUGGACGUUCUCGAUCCCAAUGGUUACAUCAUGUAUCGCCUCGUGCGCGAUGCGACACACUUCGUCGACGGACAUCACGUGAAGAACCUGGACAACCUCAACAGGGAUCUGAGCAAGGUGAUUGUCAUCGACUGGGAUCCCAACUCCACCAAACUCCACCCCGAGAACACAUUCAACCUCUCGCGAUGGACGGGAAAUGACGACGAUGCGACACUGUUCGAUCUUGUGGCGUUUCUGCAGACAAUCGCCGUGUCGGAAGUCGACGACGUGCGGGAAGUGCUGCAGUACUAUCGGCAAUUUGAUAAUCCACUUGAGCAGUUCCGGGAGAACCAGAGGAAGUUCUAUGAGCACAUUCAGGAGAAGGAGCGCGAGGAGUCGGGAAAGCCCGUGGCGCCAGUGAAAAAGUGGACGCCCAGUUUCCUCGCCAGUAAGUAGUUUCCACUUCUCUAAUCCCCCACAGAUUAUCUUCUUGAGGAAGAAUAAACAAGAGAAAAGGCUUAAAA
Phlebotomus argentipes is the source of this 1311-nucleotide messenger RNA. RefSeq names its product mitochondrial import inner membrane translocase subunit TIM50-C (gene ttm50). Gene Ontology annotation, molecular function: phosphoprotein phosphatase activity. The coding region runs from base 83 to 1243 and encodes 386 amino acids. The record is from RefSeq and is a predicted model, not a curated record. Lineage: Eukaryota; Metazoa; Arthropoda; Insecta; Diptera; Psychodidae. The transcript has 2 exons.